GGACAUAGUACACGAGAUGACCAGAGACUGCGGACAUAGUACAGGGGAUGACCAUAGACUGCAGACAUAGUACAGGAGAUGUCCAGAAACUGCAGACACAGUACAGGAGAUGCCCAGAGACUGCAGACACAGUACAGGAGAUGACCAGAGACUGCGGACACAGUACAGGAGAUGACCAGAGACUGCGGACACAGUACAGGAGAUGACCAGAGACUGCGGACAGUACAGGAGAUGACCAGAGACUGCAGACACAGUACAGGAGAUGACCAGAGACUGCGGACACAGUACAGGAGAUGACCAGAGACUGCGGACACAGUACAGGAGAUGACCAGAGACUGCGGACAUAGUACAGGAGAUGACCAGAGACUGCGGACAUAGUACAGG
Staurois parvus is the source of this 384-nucleotide messenger RNA. The record is from the annotation of a GenBank genome assembly. Lineage: Eukaryota; Metazoa; Chordata; Amphibia; Anura; Ranidae.